UCCGCCCUAACUGGCUGGCAGGCCCAGGCUCCUGGUGGGAGUGGAGAAGGAGAGGGGGCGGGGGAUGCACCGAUUCCUAAGGCGCCAGGAGUAAGGACAAGGAAGCUCAGGCCUGGUUUCGCAGAGCCCUUCUCUGGCUCCGGAACCCGCACCCAAGGGUAGGGGAGUGCAGGGGGAGGGGCAAACUCAGGGCCUUGCCGGGAGGGCAGGCCGCACAGAGUCUAGCCGUUCUUGUCACCGACCCUUCGCCCCCCCCCCACGCCCCCGGCGCAGGGCUGUCAGGUUUCCUGUUUGGAGGUGAAAACCAGCAAAAGCUAGCAAGGCAAAAAGGGGAGGAGGAAAGAACGGGCCUGGCGGGCCUGGCGGCGGCACGGAUGCCCCUACCCGGGCCUGAUCCGAACGCCCCUGCCCCGGCAGUGCCCGCCGCCGGCGUUCGGGAAAGGGAGCCGGGCGGGCCGGCUGUGCGCGCCCAUUAAUCUGCCGGGCGGGCGGCGGGCGGGCGGGCUGGGGGCUGUUUGUAACUUUGCUGCCUCGGUCGCCGCGGUCCCCGGGGAGCGGGCUCCGGCGCUCGCUCCCAUUGGCCACCGCCGCGUCAGCUGGUGCGAUUUGCUGCUGUCGCUUUUGGCGUUCGGCCAUCCAGAAACAAACCAGUUCGAUGACUACUAAUAGUUAUAGCCAGAUGUACUAAUACACAACAAAUCACAGUCCUGCAGUGGGGCGCGCAAAUGAGUUCCUAUUUUGUGAAUCCCACUUUCCCCGGGAGCCUGCCCAGCGGCCAGGACUCCUUCUUGGGCCAGCUGCCCCUCUACCCGGCCGGCUAUGACGCGCUGAGGCCCUUCCCGGCCUCGUACGGGGCGUCGAGCCUCCCGGACAAGACGUACACUUCACCUUGUUUCUACCAACAGUCCAACUCGGUCCUGGCCUGCAACCGGGCGUCCUACGAAUACGGGGCCUCGUGUUUCUAUUCUGAUAAGGACCUCAGUGGCGCCUCGCCCUCGGGCAGUGGGAAGCAGAGGGGCCCCGGGGACUACCUGCACUUUUCUCCCGAGCAGCAGUACAAACCCGACAGCAGCAGUGUGCCGGGCAAAGCCCUCCAUGACGAAGGCACCGACCGGAAGUACACGAGCCCUGUUUACCCCUGGAUGCAGCGGAUGAACUCCUGCGCGGGUGCUGUGUAUGGGAGUCACGGGCGCCGAGGCCGCCAGACCUACACGCGCUACCAGACGCUGGAGCUGGAGAAGGAAUUUCACUUCAACCGCUACCUGACACGGCGCCGCCGCAUCGAGAUCGCCAAUGCGCUCUGCCUCACCGAGCGCCAGAUCAAGAUCUGGUUCCAGAACCGCCGCAUGAAGUGGAAAAAGGAAAAUAAACUCAUCAAUUCCACACAGCCCAGUGGGGAGGAAGCUGAGGCAAAGGCGGGCGAGUAGACGCCUGGGCUACGUGUGCUGCCUGGUCAUUCAAAUUGUCAAUUUUAGGUCCAGAAGUGUCCAAACCACAAGUUCUCAAAACUCUCUGAAAAAUGGCUCCCUUCGAGUUAAGGUAAGUUCGCCUCCUGAGCGCUUUCAAGUUUAUUUGUACUCUGGAAACUUUCUUCCUUGAUCUUGCUUUUUCUAUUUCUCUGGCUCAAUAACUCUGAGGUUGCCUCUGAAUUCAAAAGGGGAGAGCAAACUUUUCCUCUGCUUCCCUGAUCAGAGCUAGGAGCCUUGUCUGCGGAGCCACCACGGUGAGCAGCGCCUGUAGCCGGGCUGCAUCCCCGGGCCUAACUUUAAUUGUUGCACCACCGCGGAUGUUAAUGACUUCCGCUGCUCUCGCCGGCGUGCAAAUAGACGAUUUUUGUGUGCGAAUGA
Molecule: messenger RNA, 1847 nt
Organism: Hipposideros armiger (great roundleaf bat)
Lineage: Eukaryota; Metazoa; Chordata; Mammalia; Chiroptera; Hipposideridae
Gene: HOXA6
Product: homeobox A6
Exons: 3
Coding region: 726-1427 (233 amino acids)
Biological process (GO): regulation of transcription by RNA polymerase II; anterior/posterior pattern specification
Cellular component (GO): nucleus
Molecular function (GO): DNA-binding transcription factor activity, RNA polymerase II-specific; RNA polymerase II cis-regulatory region sequence-specific DNA binding
Source: RefSeq, a predicted model, not a curated record